AUGUACGCAAAUUCAAUACCUAACACGCAGACUCCAGAGACACAGAACCAAGGACUUGGUGCACGCGCGAGAAAGCAAAAGUACAACAACACAAGCAAGAAGCAGCGAAUCUUGCUCUGCGUGCCACCUCUCUCACUCCGCCUCCCGGAGAAAUCGCGGAGAAAAGCUAUAAAUGUCCGACUCGGACUAGGAGGCUCAGUUUGGGUGGACAGACCUGGUGCCGAGAGCAAAAUGAAGACCACAAGCCACUAUUGGCAAAAUACAUAUUUGGGAGAGCUUCUUUCGCUCCUAGCAUGGCUACAAGGGGACGCCAAGACGUUCUGCAGGACGAGAAAACCAAGACCACUUCGAAAGCCAGAGCGCACAUGGCCGAGUGAACGCCGGAUACACAGAAUACCCAGCCCAGGCGGUCCGCGAUGGAAAAAUGCAUGUGGCGAUAACCUCGUUCCGGGAUCCAAUAUUGACACCUCGGGGAAGUAA
This is a messenger RNA of Fomitiporia mediterranea MF3/22, 480 nucleotides long. RefSeq lists its product as uncharacterized. The transcript has 3 exons. The record is from RefSeq and is a predicted model, not a curated record. NCBI's taxonomy places the organism in Eukaryota, Fungi, Basidiomycota, Agaricomycetes, Hymenochaetales, Hymenochaetaceae. The coding region runs from base 1 to 480 and encodes 159 amino acids.